This is a messenger RNA of Onychostruthus taczanowskii (white-rumped snowfinch), 761 nucleotides long. It is a transcript of the gene CCDC86, whose product is annotated as coiled-coil domain containing 86. NCBI's taxonomy places the organism in Eukaryota, Metazoa, Chordata, Aves, Passeriformes, Passeridae. The coding region runs from base 13 to 522 and encodes 169 amino acids. Gene Ontology annotation, cellular component: nucleolus. The transcript has 4 exons. The record is from RefSeq and is a predicted model, not a curated record.
GCCGCGUGGAUCAUGGAGGGGGAGAACGGGGGGACACCGGGAGCAGGAGCGGUCCCCGAGGGGCCCAGCGGGGCCGCCUCGGCUCCGGCCGCGGCUCGGCGGCGGCGGCGGAAAGGCGGCAAGACACCGCAGGAGGCGGUGGUAGCCAUCCCGCGGGGCAAGCCCAAGUCGGGACGCGUGUGGAAGGAUCCCGGGAAGAAGAGGUUCUCCCACAUGAUCCAGGACAAGGCUCUGCGCAGCUCCUGGGCACGGAAAAUGAAGGAGAGGCAGGAGAGGAAGCUGGUCCGGGAUCUGGCACGGCAGCUGGAGGAAGCCAAGCAGAGGGAGAAAGAGGAAAAGAAGCGGCGGCGGGAGGAAAACCUGAAGCGGCGCCUGGAAAACGAGCGGAAAGCCGAGAUUGUCCAAGUGAUCCGGAACCCCCUGAAGCUCAGGAGGGCCAAGAAGAAGCAGCUGAGGCGGGUGGAGAAGCGGGACACGCUGGCCCUGCUCCAGAAGACGCCCAUGAGGCGCAGCACGGAAUGAGGCAGGAUUUGGGAUGCUGCCACGAGGAUCCUGCUCCUUCCCAGCGGUUUUUCCUCGGCUUGCCAGGCAGGAAUCGCUGCCAGGACCCUCAGUGUUGGACAAACAACAGGACAGAGCUGAGGGGGUGCAUUCCACAGGCACCAGCUGCUGGAUCCCCCAAUCCCUGUGGAAUCAGGAUGUGGAACAGAACUUUGCUUUCCCAAAUUUGCCUUUUUCUUAUAAAAAUGAAUAGGAACUGA